Molecule: messenger RNA, 3330 nt
Organism: Penicillium bovifimosum
Lineage: Eukaryota; Fungi; Ascomycota; Eurotiomycetes; Eurotiales; Aspergillaceae
Product: cation-translocating P-type ATPase
Exons: 1
Coding region: 1-3330 (1109 amino acids)
Biological process (GO): potassium ion import across plasma membrane; proton transmembrane transport; sodium ion export across plasma membrane
Cellular component (GO): membrane
Molecular function (GO): P-type sodium:potassium-exchanging transporter activity; ATP hydrolysis activity; ATP binding
Source: RefSeq, a predicted model, not a curated record
AUGUCCAUAGGGUACCCAAAUAGCCAGCUCAACGACCAAUCCGAAAAAAACAUGCCAGAAUCCCCCUCGGUCGACAAAUAUGGCUUCAGUAUACAGGAUCGCACUAUCUCCUUCGGUCCGGACGACCGUGAGCCUGGUGCCGAUGGACCAAGACGUGGGAAGAAUGCAGGUCGGGCUCGUUCCUUGACUCGCUCGCGCUCUCGCAGCCGUGCUAGAUCCGUCUCCAAUAUGCAGAUCGAGUUUCAUCGGCUGAGCCACCAAAUCUCCGAAUCGGAGAGGCGUGAGCAAGACGACGAAGACUUGAAAGCCCAGGGCAAAGGGACUCCCGAUAACUCCCGCUAUUUGGAGACCCUGGACUACCACACUCGGUCUGUCGAAGAUCUCUACAAGCGCUUUCACAGUAGCGUUGAGGGGAUCUCUCAGGAGGAAUCGAGUGCCCGUCUAGCCCGCGAUGGCAAGAACGAAUUGCCCCAUAUCCCUCCUAACUACGUUAAGAAGAUCUUGAAGUACAUCUUUGGGGGCUUCUGCUCGAUCCUUUGGAUAGGUGUCAUUAUAUUCUUCAUCUGCUGGCGCCCUCUUGGUGAUCCAGAUCCGGCUCCGUACAAUCUUGGCUUGGCCAUCCUUGUCCUGAUAGUCAUCUUCCUCCAGGCCUCAUUCUCUGCCUUCCAAGACUGGUCCACUGCUCGCACCAUGAAAGCCAUUCUGGACCUGGUACCCACCGAUGCCGUGGUGUUACGAUCCGGUGUCGCCACGAGAAUUCCAUCCACUGAAGUCGUCGUCGGCGACGUUGUCCAGCUGAAUAUCGGCAACAAGGUGCCUGCGGAUCUUUGUCUUCUCGCCACCUCUGGAGAUGUCCGCUUCGAUCGCUCGAUUCUGACUGGAGAAUCCGAUGAAAUCGACGGUUCCCUUGAGGCAUCGGACGCCAAUUUCCUCGAGUCCCGCAACGUUGCACUGAUGGGAACCAUGGUCACAAAUGGUAGCGCAAUCGGCAUCGUUGUGUUGACAGGAAAGGAUACCGUCAUGGGCCAUAUCACGGUAUCAUCUUCCUCGGUCAAGGAGCAACCCACGCUCAUCCAGCGUGAGAUUACUCGAUUCGUCUAUAUCAUUGUCGGACUGACCGUUUGCCUUGCCUCCCUGCUCGUCUUCACCUGGUCUGGGUGGCUUCGAAAAGAUCACCCCGGCUUCAUGAACGUUGUGGCUAUGCUGAACGACGUGAUGGGCUGCGUCGUCGCCUUCAUUCCAGAGGGUAUGCCCGUCGGUGUCGCCCUGACUCUCAUGAUGGUGGCUCGACGCAUGAAGAACAACAACAUCCUUCCCAAGGGUCUGUCCACAGUGGAAACACUGGGUUGUGUCAACGUCAUUUGUUCUGAUAAGACGGGUACCCUGACCGAGAAUCGCAUGAGUGUGAUCACGACCGCGUUUGUGGACUCGAGCAUGCCUGCUGAAGAAGCCUUUGCAGCUUUCACUAAAGGCAACCUGGGGCCACUGUCGAAUCUUCAUAAAGUCGCCGCUCUUUGCAACGACGCGACUUUUGAUCCAGCGACUAUUUCACUUCCGAUCGCAGAGAGAAAGAUACUUGGCAAUCCCACCGACGGUGCUGUUCUCAAAUUCGUUGAAACCGCCCAGCAGGGUGCGGUCAAGGCGAUGAACGAUGAAUAUCCACGUGUCUUCAGCAUCCCAUUCAAUUCGAAGAACAAGUGGAUGCUCACUGUGCACAAGCCUCGGAAGACCGACGACAUUUCUCCAAGCUACCUGCUUCUCAUGAAGGGUGCUUCUGACAUUCUCCUUCCCCAUUGUACGUCCUACUGGUCUUGCAAGACCAAUAGCGUUCAGCCACUGGAUGGAGCGGCCGUGCAGCAGCUUGCAAAAGCUCAGACGAAAAUGUCUACGGGUGCCCAGAGAGUGAUUCUUCUUUGCCAGCGUUCGUAUACAUCGAUCCAGCCCGUUGGAACGAACGCUUUUGGAGACGAGAUUGAAAGCCAAGGCAUCUGCGAUCUCACACUAGUCGGAAUGUUUGGUAUCAUCGAUCCGCCGCGCAAAGAAGCCUCCUCAACAGUAGCAGCUUGCAGACGAGCGGGUGCUCGCUUCUUUAUGAUCACCGGUGAUCUUGGUCUCACUGGAGCUGCCAUCGCACGCGAGAUCGGCAUCUUCUCCGGAGAUGCUGAACCCGAUUCUUUCGACACGAUCGUACAGAGACGACUUAGCAAGGACUCUAUCUCUCAGCCAUCCACAGAUCCUGCUCUCUCGUGGUCGCAGACCUCCCUGCUUCUGGAAGGCCCCUCAAUCUCUCAAUUGACCAACGAAGAUUGGGACGUGGUUUGCGGCUACCAAGAGAUUGUCUUUGGGCGGACUAUGCCCGAUCAGAAGCUUCGCAUCGUCAACGAGUUGCGCAAUCGUGAUAACGUUGUCGCAGUGACCGGCGACGGCGUCAAUGACGCACCUGCAAUGCGUGCUGCUGAUGUCGGCGUCGCAGUGAUAACUGGCAGCGACGUGGCCCUUGAAGCUGCCGAUCUUAUCUUGAUGGAUAAAUUCGACUCUAUCGUUGAUGCCAUUCGCCUCGGACGUUUAGUUUUCCAGAAUCUCCAGAAAGUCAUCAGUUAUCUCCUUCCAGCCGGUUCAUGGUCAGAGAUCUGGCCCGUCCUUCUCAACGUCUUCUUCGGUGUUCCUCUUCCACUGUCUUCCUUCUUGAUGAUCAUCAUCUGCGUCUUCACCGAUCUUUUCUGCUCCUUAUCCCUUAUAAUGGAGCAAGAAGAAUUCGACUUGCUCGAGCUCCCUCCUCGCAACCACAAGAAGGAUCAUCUGAUCAACCUGAAAGUCUACAUCCAAAGCUACCUGUUCAUCGGAGUCAUGGAAACAGUCUGUGCCCAUUCCAUGUACUUCCUCUAUUAUUGGAGACACGCCGGCAUUCCAGCCAGCGCACUUUUCUUCGCAUUCGAGAAAUACACCGAUGGAUUCCAUGGCUACACGCAGGCCGAACUGACGCACUUCAACGUCGUCGGUCAAAGUGUAUACUUCAUCUGCCUUCUCAUUCUACAAUGGGCCAACCUUCUCAGUGUGCGGAAUAAGCGUCUUUCGAUUCUACAGGCUGAUCCUAUUCGCAAGAAGCGCCGAAACCCUUGGCUUAUCGCUAGCUUGAUGGUUAGUCUUUCUAUUGCGGUUUUUGUCACUGAGGAACCGGGGCUCCAGAGAAUCUUUGGCACUGGCUCGGCUCCACUGGAGUUUUGGUUCCUGCCUCUGCCGCUUGCCUUGGGCAUUCUGUGCAUGGAUGAGAUCAGGAAGCUCUCCGUGCGUCUUUGGCCAAAGGGUCCUACUGCUCGGAUUGCAUGGUAG